This is a messenger RNA of Prunus dulcis (almond), 3059 nucleotides long. RefSeq lists its product as uncharacterized. The transcript is spliced from 4 exons. The record is from RefSeq and is a predicted model, not a curated record. Gene Ontology annotation, molecular function: protein binding. The coding region runs from base 53 to 1342 and encodes 429 amino acids. Lineage: Eukaryota; Viridiplantae; Streptophyta; Magnoliopsida; Rosales; Rosaceae.
AACAGAACCACACAAUUUUAGGGUUGAGUAAAAUUGGAGGCCGUGCGUUGUGAUGGCAGCGAAGCGUGAAGAAGCCAGAAAGCCGAGGCUAGGUAUGGAGAAGCUGAAGGAUCACCCUGAUCCGUCGGAUAAGUCAAAGAAAGUCUUGUAUUUUUGUUUCAGCGAGUAUUGUCUAGGCACUGGUAAUGUUUACUAUAUACACGCCUUUGAUUUGGAGAAAAAUUGCCAUGUACUUCCAUUGGCAGAAUCCAUUGAAGUGGGUAGAACAAUGGGGUGUGCUCCUGUAAUUAUGGGUUCUGGUGUCCACAGCUCCAAGAUCAUUUUGGCAGGUGGCAUUAGACCGAUAUUCGAUGGAUUAGCCAAUUUCAUACCAAAUCCGUGUCGCAGAGUUCUUGAGUUUGACACUGCGAUUAUGAAGUCGCAUAUUCCCCUUAGCAUACAGCACCAUGGUGACCUUCAACACGGGAAGACUCAUCCCCACGUGGUAGAGCACAGGGAAAAUUUAUAUGUUCUCUCCGUGUUAACAGGUGAGGGGUUCGAGAUGUUCGACCCAAAAUAUGACAAAUGGGUGACUUUGCCCGAGACUCCAUUUUUCCACAGACGCUACCGUGGACACCACACCGAUAGUGUUGUUGUAGGCAGUAAUAUCUUUGUGUCAUGUUUGUCUAGUAUCUACCGCUUUGACAUGGCUGACAGCCGCCAAAUAUGGAAAGAGCACUCUUUUACCAACUGCACUGCAUUGCCAUACGGAUGGGAUGAGAAAACUUUAGCCCUGGAAAUGAGUGACGGGGAUUGGUUGAUUUUCACAUGUUUCCCAGAAUUGAGUUAUGACCCUCAUGAAAUCAAAGACAACCCUUGCUGCGACGAUUACGACUGCAACAACUCAAACAUGGAUGAUUAUCUUCCUUAUCGUCAUCAGCUUGUGCCUGAUCGUCAUUUUGAAUGGCAUGGUACAUCUUUGCCUGCCUAUAUCAUGUCAAAGGAUUUUACAUCACUCACACCUAUUCAACCUCUGCGCUUGCCCGAUGAUCUGUUACCUAAUCAACCAGGCUGUGAAAGGUUGCGUGAUCUGUAUAUGGCUAAACCCCGUGAAAUAGAUUAUAGGAUCGUCCAUCUAGGAGGUCAAGAGAUAUGUCUGGUAUUGUCUAUUGACACUGGAUUUGAGCCCAACGGCCGAGUUUUGAGGAAGAUGCCGAUUUUUGUGGCAAGUUUCGAAUUUCAACUUUCAGACAGUAAAGACGUGUUAACCAUCAAAACGGGGUCUUCUAGUGUUCAGUGUUUUCUACUUGGUGCCCACUCAAGUGCAACUAAAUUAUCCAUGUGUGGUGCCUUUUGGCUGUAAACGUCAGCACUCCUCUCAAAUGGUGCAGUCUCAAAUGGCGUAUGAAAGUUUUGAUAAUGACUCUGUUUGAUGAAUGUGAAACUUUAUUUGCUUUUUAUGGAGAAUGUAAUAUUCUAAGAAUACUCUGAUCUUUUACCUUGUUUUUUCAUUAAAUUGACUUUGGUGUAUUACUUUCAUUCUUAUGACUGAGUGCUUGAAUGGUCACCUUGAACUUAAACCUAUAUUAUACAGAAACUCUUGCAGUUUGAGUCCUGAGGAAAUACCAGUUAUUUAGUGUUCUAUGUUAUGCAUGUAUUUGACUCUUAAUAGUCUCGCUCAAUAUCAUUAUCAGGUGAGUGGGUGUUCCAUAUUGCUGAUGCUUUUUUGCAGGCUCUGGACACCAUUAACGACGUCAAAUCUCCAGCAUACUAUUAUACAUGUUAUUUUAUAACGUUGACCAGUUUGGCCUUGUUAUAAAAUGUUUGCAAUGCUUUAGCACACCUACUUUUAAAUGUUUGCAAUGCUUUGAUUUUCCUUUCUAUUUAAUUUUAAAUGAGAACCAUUUUCUAUAGAUGCUGUGGAAAGAUCAGGUUUCUUUCAUGGUUUAUGAAGAAAAGAAAAAAGAAUUUGCAGUGAUCGACAAUUCAAUUUGAGGUCAAAAUGACAUCAUUCAGAAUGUAGUCUUGAGAAGGUGAAAUUGGUAACUAGAAUGUCUAUGAUCACUUCAAGGGUUUCAUAUCAUGGGAACACCAAAAUGCCAUUGUUAAAAAUCUAUUGUUUGGUUCAGAUGUUAUCAUCACAGGUACUCAACCUUAGUGCUGGCUGUUGAAAAUUGCACCAUGACACCUGAUUUCAUUCUUUUUGAAUAACAAUCUUACUAACCCUCCCUUCCUUUUUCAAGCCCAUCUCUCUCGCAUAUAGACGAAGAUGCAAAGGAACAGAGAAGGUCACAAUUUACUUACAUCACGAACCUCCAGAAUAUCACUAGUAAAAGCCUUUGAUUAGUUUGGUGAAAAGGAGAUGGGACAUAGGUCACCAAUAUUGCUGGAGGCGGUAUCCGUUGGAAGGUAUAUCUUGAUCAUUUGAUUAGUUCACUGUGGCAUGAUGCAAACACAUUUACUGGGAUGGAACCAUUUCUUUUGCAGGCACUUUUCAGCAAGGGAGUGAGUAAACUUGAUGCUGAGAAUGCAAUUAAAUUGGUUUUUGAGGAGGGAGAAUCAGAUAAUGAUCAGAAGUUAGUUCAUGGCCUGUCAAAGCUCUCAAUGGAUAAUUUACUUGUUCAGGCCUCAAAGCAGUGGCUUCGAGGUCAAGAAGUGCCUAAAGAGACAAGGAAAUCAAGGAUUGUUCAUUGGCUUCAGUAUCGUGGAUUCAGCUGGGAUGUUAUUGGCUUUGUAUUAAAGAAGUUAGAAUCUCAGUACCCACCCCAUAACCAUCAACUGAAAUGUUGUGUAGUAAGGACAGGGUUUGGGUCUAUAAUGUCACUUGCUGCUGUGGCUAGAAAAUUACUCACUUUAGCCCUUACCAGUACCGGACAUAAUGUUGCGUUAACCUACCAUGCCACCACCUAGUUUAGGUGGGGCGAAGUCUACUUUAAUGGCAACAUAGCUAGAAGACGAGCAAGAAGUGGCACUAUUUGGCUGUUUUUGAUAGGAAACACCAUUUUGUGUCCGAAAAUUGAAACUCUUUUGUAUUCAUGUAUUGUUUAUAUUUACCUCAAUGAAAUUUUGUUGUUUGUGUU